Messenger RNA from Triplophysa rosa, 7779 nucleotides. RefSeq names its product protein unc-13 homolog B (gene unc13ba). NCBI's taxonomy places the organism in Eukaryota, Metazoa, Chordata, Actinopteri, Cypriniformes, Nemacheilidae. The transcript is spliced from 34 exons. Gene Ontology annotation, biological process: synaptic vesicle priming; dense core granule priming; synaptic transmission, glutamatergic. Bases 651 to 6758 code for a protein of 2035 amino acids. Gene Ontology annotation, molecular function: diacylglycerol binding; phospholipid binding; syntaxin-1 binding. Gene Ontology annotation, cellular component: neuromuscular junction; terminal bouton; synaptic vesicle membrane. The record is from RefSeq and is a predicted model, not a curated record.
AGAGAGAGAGAGAGAGAGAGGAGGAGGAGAAUGGGUAGAAGUGUAUGUCAACACGCACACACAGCGGAGGGUGGUUGUGUUCUUAGCAACAAGCCCGAGGAGUGUAGGAGGAAGAUGCUGGAGAGAUAGAAGAGUGAAGCAGUGACACAAAUGUGUGUUAAGAGGGAGGAAAACAGAAUUGCCUGUAGAUUUGAAUGAAUUACAGCCUGUCUGCGUUAUUUUAAAAGAGAAGAUGACAGCGAGGAGCUUGUCAGGACUACAAAGACUUCUUUAACUCUUUAUAAUAGAACGACAGCUGCUGUUAUCGUUUUAAGUUAACUUGUUGGAUUACUGUGGAAGCUGCCUGGAGGUUCUGAAGGAUGUGGGCUUAUUGAUCAAAGAUGCUGUCAUAUUCACUGUGUUUUUGACAUUUAUUUUAUCCUUGAACUUGAUCAGCGCAUCUGUAAUGGACUUUGUACAUGGCAAUCGGAAUAUGAAACUGUGUAUUUAAAUACAUGCUUUUAGAAAAGUUUCACAGUAAUCGUUUUUGUACAUCUGUGGUUUAACGGAGCUGUGUAUCUUCAGCGAUGUUUUACAUCAAGCCUGAAUAAUUUGAUUCAGCUCCACAGCGCAGGAGUUGGAAGGCUCUCCUUGACCAAUUGCAAUCAGAGAUGUUCUCCCGGAACCGCUGCAAUGGACAGGACGGGACCGGACUCCCUCAGUAUCCCAGACCCAAAAAGAAAACUACGGUGUCCAAGAGGAGACAGCCAAAUCCUAAAGUUGCUCUGGUGUUGCGUGGGAAAAUCCACCGUUUUCUGCAGGGAUCUACAGAUCAUGCUGUGAAACCUUCUGGGCUUUACCAUGCUGGAAUUGAAGAAGAGGGUGAAGAGGGAGAAGAUGAUGUUGAGAAGUUGCAGAAUUACUACAGGAGAGGCUUGGAUUCGGGGGAGGUCUACCGUCCACCUCAGGUUCCUAAUGGACACGCCAUGGGAGCAGUUUCGGGAGCAGUUUCAGGAGCACCAUGCGUGGGGGAGGUGGAGCUGAAUCGAGAAGGAGGCAUCAAGAUUCCAUGUACUUUGCAGCACAACAAUACUUUGGCAGUCAUUCAGAACCAAAUGACCCAAGAUCUAAAUGGAACAGAGUUUUCGUCAGGGAGGGGGAUUGGAGGGGAGCCUAAAAGACAAAAAGACUCUUUGCUGUACAGGUUUAAUAUGACAAUGCAGGAUAAAAUCGUGGAAGGGAAUACUGAAGACUAUCAAGAGGAAGAAUCAAGUGCCAUCGUUGAACACAUCCUUAAGGAAUUGCGAGGGAUCAACAAAAUUCAAGAGGAGAUUUCGGACUUAAGAGAGUACCUGUCAUCUGUACGUGGUUCUGUUGAGGAGGUGUCGAGCUGUGUGGAUGCUGUCCUAAUGGAGAUUGAAUGCAUGAGAUCUGGAACCAAAUCCGGUGUGGAGACCUGGCCUGCAACCUCCCACCAUCACAAAUCAAACAAUACUUCUACCCAAAGCUGUUACAAGCCUUAUACAGUUGAAUCCUCAAGUAGCUGUGGUGAUAUUCUCUCUGAAUAUCAAGUUCUGGAUGGAAAAUGCAAAGAGACGCCAAGCCAGGGAUUGGCACGUGAGUCAUUUAGAUGCCAGUCUAUGUUUGCUAGUCCUGAGACUUGUAAAUGCAAUGAACACAUUCCAUUAACACAUGAAAUGCCUCAUCAGAGCUCAGAUGCUUCUCAAGGUGUAGGCAGAAGGAAACUAAGCUUUGGUUACCUCGAACACCAGGAUGGACAAGACUGUCCAAGCACAAGUUCGCUCUCUUCAGGACAAAGUUCCAAGUCCGAGUCUGACCCAGAAAGACUUACCUUUGGGCAGGGCAAUACAUGGCAAAACUUGAACCCAGUGGCUUUAAAACACAAUGGGAGUGGGGAGAUCGGAUGUAGUGAAGAUAAUUUUGGCUCUAGACAAGGUAGUUUUGAGGAGACGGACUUCUCCACAGGUGAAGUGGGUGGUAGGGACCCAUCAAGACCUAAUAGUACUUGUGCAAUAGGUGUCUCAGAUCAACUAUCUGGCAAACACUACAACUCCCCUUCUAGUACUUGCAGUAGAGAGGAUUGGACGACUUUGAAGCAUGAUGCAGACAUGCUCCCCGAAGAACCUGGAUUGGUUUACAAGGAUUGUGACUCUUUUUGUCUUACUGCUGACAUGUAUGAGAAUGAGUUUACAGCUGAUUUCUGUGAAUCAUUCUCUCGUGAGAGUUGCCCGGCUGUUUUUAACAGUGUGCAUGCAAGUGGCAUUGUUGAGCCUUUCUGUAAAACAUCAACAACAGACAGGAACCUUUUAUAUGAUGGCACUUCAUCCUGCAAUGUCCCUGACUCUACUGAUGCCAGCAAUGUGACCUUCAAUGUAAAAAAGUUUGGCAGAGCAGUUUUUGACUUUAAAAGUGCCUUGCGAGGAGCACUGAAGAAGCUAGAUGGUGAGAAGGUUGAGAUAAAUCCCCCCAUUUCCUCAUGUGGGGAGGAGAUAUCAACUGUAAAUGCCCCUAAUAAUGGAAAAGUGCCUCAAAUGGGGACAUCUUCCAAAACAGAACCCCAUUAUGCAGAGCAACCUCAAACAACCAAUACUGACUUUGUAGAGAUACCUGAAUGUGAGAUUGUCAAUGGCAAUAACUCUCCUCGCCAGCAUAAUAUUAAAGAUUCAGAGCAUCCAAAAUCUCCAGAGUUGGACCCACUCACUAGUAACGCAUCAGAUACAUCUGGACAUCUCACCAACGCUGACUUAACACCGUGCUACUCUACAGACAUCAUUCCACAGUCUCUCUCCCCUGAAGAACUAACAGGUACAGAGGAGCAGAGAGAAACGCUAGGAGAAGAAACGCAGACUCUCUCAGAGUUGUCUUCUGAUGUUGGCGGUAGUGAAGCAGAGCUUAGUCAGAGGGAUGCACGUCAUCUGAAGUGCCUCAUGAGUUUCCAGCAGAUCCUGAGGGAGAAAAGAGAGUCCAAAAGACACCUCAAUAUGGUGACCAUAUCAACAUUUUCUGCAGAGGAUUUGAAUGCAGAUGGCGGCCAGGAUGAAGAUCAGAAUAUCAAUGGAGACCACAACAAACAUCCAUUGGCCAAACCUGGUGGAGGAGGAUUAUUUGGCAUUGACAGCAUGCCUGAUCUUAGGAAAAAGAAGCCAAUACCAUUGGUUAGCGAAGUGGCUAUGUCUCUGGUGCGGUCCAGGAAAGCAGGGAUCUCGCACGCAUUAUCUGUUCGCUCUUCACUGAAGGAUGAAGAACUGAAGAAUCAUGUGUACAAGAAGACCCUGCAGGCUCUCAUUUACCCUAUUUCUUGCACAACACCCCAUAACUUUGAAGUGUGGACGGCCACCACUCCCACAUACUGCUAUGAGUGUGAGGGCUUGCUGUGGGGUAUUGCACGACAGGGCAUGCGCUGCUCGGAGUGUGGGGUCAAAUGCCACGAAAAAUGCCAGGAGCUUCUCAACGCCGACUGUUUACAACGAGCUGCGGAAAAAAGCUCCAAAACAGGAGCAGAAGACAGAACCCAGCAUAUCAUCUCGGCUAUGAAAGACCGCAUGAAGAUCAGAGAGAGAAACAAACCGGAGAUCUUUGAGCUCAUAAGGCUCGUGUUUCAUAUGACCAAAUUGAACCAUGCUCAGCAGAUGAAGGGCAUUAAACAGACUGUGCUUGAUGGAACGUCCAAAUGGUCUGCUAAGAUCUCCAUCACGGUGGUGAGCGCUCAGGGCCUGCAGGCUAAAGACAGAACGGGUUCCAGUGAUCCGUAUGUGACGGUUCAGGUUGGAAAGACUAAAAAGAGAACCAAAACCAUCUAUGGUAACCUUAACCCUGUGUGGGAGGAGACGUUCAACUUCGAGUGCCACAAUUCAUCUGACCGCAUUAAACUGCGUGUUUGGGAUGAAGAUGAUGAUAUAAAGUCUCGGGUGAAGCAACGUCUGAAGAGGGAAUCCGAUGACUUUUUGGGUCAGAGCAUCAUUGAGGUCCGAACCCUCAGUGGGGAAAUGGAUGUCUGGUACAAUCUCGAAAAACGCACAGACAAGUCGGCGGUAUCAGGGGCCAUUAGACUGCAGAUAAGUGUAGAAAUCAAAGGGGAAGAGAAAGUGGCCCCGUAUCAUAUUCAGUACACCUGCUUGCAUGAGAAUAUCUUUCACUAUUUGACUGACAUUGAAGGUCAGGGUUCAGUAAAGCUGCCUGGAGCACGUGGAGAUGAUGCCUGGAAGGUCUACUUUGAUGAGAUUCCUCAAGAUAUUGCAGACGAGUUUGCAAUGCGCUACGGGAUAGAAUCCAUUUAUCAGGCCAUGACACAUUUUGCAUGCCUGUCCUCCAAGUACAUGCUGUCCGGGGUCCCAGCGGUGAUGAGCAUGCUCCUGGCCAACAUUAACGCAUUCUACGCUCACCCUACCUCAGUCACCAGCGGCUCGGCCUGUGACCGCUUCACCGCCUCCAACUUUGGGAAAGAUCGGUUUGUUAGAUUGCUGGAUCAGAUUCAUAACUCCCUCCGCAUUGACUUGUCAACAUAUAGAAAUAAUUUCCCAGCAAGCAGUAAGCCUCGCUUGUCGGAUCUCAAAUCCACGGUGGAUUUAUUGACUAGCAUAGCAUUUUUCAGACUGAAGGUGUUGGAACUACAGUCUCCCCCACGCGCAGCGCACGUUGUCAGGGAUUGUGUGAAAGCUUGCCUCAAUUCCACGUAUGAGUACAUCUUUAACAACUGCCAAGAGCUGUACAACAGACAGUUUCAGCCGGCGGUGGAACCUCAAAAACCAGAAGAAAAGAAAGAAGACAGCGAUGAAGAUGAGGAAACGAAAGCAGAAGAAGAGGGCAACACCACUAGAGAAGAACCAGGACCAAGCGUGCAGAACCUGGACUUCUGGCCCAAACUCAUCACCUUAAUAGUGUCCAUCAUCGAAGAAGACAAAAACUCCUACAGCCCUAUAAUAAAUCAGUUUCCUCAGGAGCUGGACGUGGGGAAAGUCAGUGCUGAGGUCAUGUGGACACUCUUUUCUCAGGAUAUGAAGUAUGCACUGGAAGAACACGAGAAGCUCAGGUUGUGCAAAAGUGCCGACUACAUGAAUCUGCACUUCAAAGUCAAAUGGCUCUACAACGAGUACGUCCGUGACCUGUCCGCCUUCUCCACCGCCGUCCCAGAGUACCCAUCGUGGUUUCUGCCAUUUGUUCUGCAGUGGCUGGCUGAGAAUGAGGAAGUGUCAAUGGAGUUUAUGCAUGGAGCUCUUGAGAGAGAUAAAAGAGAGGGGUUCCAGCAGACGUCUGAGCACGCUCUGUUCUCCAGCUCGGUCGUGGACAUCUUCACUCAACUCAACCAGAGCUUUGAGAUCAUCAAGAAACUCGACUGCCCUGAUCCUGGCGUCGUCGCCCAAUACAACCGGCGCUUUGCCAAGACCAUCAACAAAGUGCUCCUGCAGUAUUGUGCUAUUGUAACCAAGACCUUCCUAUCCUACUGUGAGAAAGAGAAAACCCCCUGUGUGUUGAUGAAUAACAUUCAGCAGAUGCGUGUGAUGUUGGAGAAGAUGUUUGAGUCUAUGGGGGCCAGGCAGCUUGACACAGAAGCUGCAGAUAUCCUCAAUGACCUGCAAGGGAAGCUCAAUUCUGCAAUGGACAACCUGAGCGCCAUGUUUGCCAAAAGUUUCCAGGCUCGUAUAAACGUGUGCAUGCGACAGAUGGCAGAGAUCAUGUACCAGAUUAAAGGUCCUCUGAAUCAGAACAGUCGGAACACAGCAGAGGCUGAUGCAGACAACGCACUGCGGCCGCUUAUGGAGUUCCUUGAUGCAAACCUCAGCAUCUUUGCAGACAUAUGUGAGAAGACGGUGUUGAAGCGUGUACUGAAGGACCUGUGGAGGAAUGUUUUAAUCUGCAUGGAGAAAACCAUCGUGUUGCCUCAGAGCAGCGACAGUAUCGGAGCUCAACUUCUUACUGCUGCUAAAGAGCUCUCUAAACUAAAGGCAGGGGCGGAGCCGAAGAGCUUGUCACCAAGGCAAUGCGGGAUUAUGGAGGCGGCGCUGGACGCAAUCAAGCUGUUUUUCCAUGCUGGUGGGAAAGGUUUAAAGAACGUCUAUCUGGAGAAGAGCCCUGAGCUGUCAUCCCUGCGGUAUGCUCUUUCCCUCUACACGCAGACUACGGAUGCUCUUAUCAAGGCAUUCGUGACAACACAACAUGCUCAGGUUCAAAAUAGCAUGGGCAUCAGAAUCACCCCCAAAGAGAGCGUUCGACCUGACAGAGGCUCUGGGGUUGAGCGGCCUAUAGGAGAGGCUGUGAUUCAGUUUGAUUUGUCGCCCCCUGCUGGAAACACUGAGCAGAAACUCACAGUGAGAGUGAUUGCUGUGAAUGACAUGAAAUGGCAGACGUCAGGUAUGUUUCGACCAUUCGUUGAGGUUAACUUGAUCGGCCCACAGCUGACGGAAAAGAAACGGAAGUUCACAACCAAAUCUAAAAACAACAGCUGGACAGCGAAAUACAACGAGGCGUUUCAAUUUGUGUUGGGCAAAGGUGUGAGUCUGGACUGCUAUGAGGUUCAGAUAACGGUGAAGGAUUACUGUUUCGGUCGUGCGGACCGGGUGGUGGGGAUUGCGGUCUUGCAGCUGCGUGACGUUGCGGACCGGAAAAGCUGCGUGUGCUGGUGUCCCCUGGGCCCACGGAUCAACAUAGACGAAACCAGGACCACGGCACUACGAAUCCUCUCCCAACGCUCGGCUGAUGAGGUCGCCAAAGACUUCGUCAGACUUAAAUCAGAGACCCGACCUGUGGAGGAGGGGAGGUGAAGAUGAGAAAACAGACCUGUUCAGUCGAUCAUAAAGAUAAAACAGAUCAAGAUAGAGAAGAGACUUUGGUAAUACGAAACUGUGCGACUAGUGAACGAUAAGUACACAAAUUCUAAAACUGUGGACAUUUAUUGAAAGCCUUAAUAGGGGCAAAACUGACUUUGCAUACUUACUGGAUGUGUUCUGAAUCUAUAAAUUGUAAGAAUUUAACAGAGUUUGUUUAAAAUACAUUCAAAGGCUUUACAGUGACAUUGCGGAAACUUGCAUGUGCAAGAUACAUUUUAAAUAUAUGACGAUACAAGAGUUGUUUUGCCAAAGCACGCAAGUCUUGUGGCUCAUUCCACACGGUCCUUUUUGGCCUUCUGAGUGGGAGGAGCCUUCAUGACAGGGGGUGUGGUCUAACAAGAAUCAUUCACAUUAUUUUCAUAAUUGCCGCCCAACCGUUGAUUGUCUAAGAAAACGACUGUAACUGCGAUUUAACAUUAAUGCAAGCAUGUGAACGCAAUGUGGAUGUCGAUUAAUAUGCCGCUUGUUUGCAUUGAGUGGCAUUCUGGUGUCCAUGUUGACAUACGGAUUGUAAAAAUCCUAAUACGAUUCUCAUUUUUAAUGUGUUGUUGAAAUACCUGAAUGAUAUUUCACUUUCAAUGGCCUUUUCCAUUCAAUUUAGAACAACUGUUUACAAAUUGCCAGAAAUAUGUAAAUAGUGUACAGCUGCAGUAUAGACCAACCAGUAGUGCCAGCCAAUGAGAAUGGAGGUAUGAAACUUUGUUUACCUUGUGCCAAGUAGUUUGUAUGGUCUCUUUUUGGGAUGUAAAGGUUAUGUUUUUUUUUAUAUAUAUAUGCACAGCCCAACAGAUGCACACAUUCUGUAAAAUAGAUUCCCACAUGCACGUAUUUAUUGUAAACAACGUUUUAUGUAUGUUUUGUCAAUACGUGAAAACUAUUUAUGUAUUUAAAAACUGGAGAUAACUUGUAUGGAUAUUAAGAAUUUAUUUAUAAAUUAUUUAUGAAUGUAUCUUAU